UGUGCUACGACGUAGUCACAACUUAUCGUGUUUUCUUUGACACUACGAAAUAUACUUAAUUAUUUUACCAGGCAAUUGUUGUGAUAUACCAUUUUCGGUGGUACGUAUUUAACUGGAAAAUAUCUGUGUGCCGGGAGCAGUCACACAUUAUUGGUCGCAACUAAACUAUCACAAGCACACGAUCACGCACAGAAAUUGUUGAAAAAUGUACCAGAUCGCUGCAUUUCUGUGGAUCUGUGCUUACGUCGAUUCAGCAAGCUAUCAACGAUACGACAACCAAUAUGGAAGUACGCCAUACCCAGCAUACUCCACCUACUCCACGAUCGCGAAUCUCUACGAGUACCCUUAUAAGGCGGGGAGUCGCAGUGACAUAGCAAGCUUCCCUGAAGUCACGAGGUACCCUAACUAUAACCCUGGGCUCUCGACGACUGGGUACAACACUUAUACUACUCCGAGAUCGAAUGUGUUUUACCCACCUGGGGGCAGCAGUGAUGUGUAUGGAGGAUAUGGGCAGGGUUAUAGUUCAUAUGAAAUGCCUUUUAUGAAGAAUUUUAGAGAUUCCUGUGUGAACAGAUCUCCUCAAACGGGUAUAUGGGUAGACAGUCUGAUGGGUAUGUGGUAUGGAGUGGAAUUCAUUCAGCAUCUGGCAGGAGACUCUAGAGUAGACUACGCGAGGACCUGCAUCGUGGUGCAUAUAUCGGAACCGAUGGAUCGGCCGUCGACGGAGAACCAACUAUUCCACGUGCAGCACAUGAAUGCCCGGUUCAGGCACGAGUAUCGACACCUACGGCUAUUGUGGGAUGAAGCGGGACAUACUAUUGAAUACGCAUUGUAUUUCCGCAACGACUCAGCUGGAUAUUGGCAAAUCUUGGACGGACAAAAUGGAACUCUACCAGCUCGACCCAACUACCAGCAGUUCAGUGGUACAAUUCAAGUUUUGAAAGCCGUAAAUGAUCACCUCGUCCUCAAUUUCUGUCAAGAACCCAUACAAGGAAGAUCCGCACAACUGUACUCCGUCCUUUUUUCUCGGGAACCAGGCCGCAUGGCUCGUUGGGAGAUAGAAUCAGUACACUCCAUGCUCCAGAACAAGAAAUUAUCAGUCGCGUCAAGACGGAUGGUAUGUGGCAACAGCGCUGACAGACCUUUGAUUAGUUUCGUUCUCUCUUCUGUUAUGAGUGUGGUAAUUCUUGUCCUCAGUUCAUCUUGAUAGAUAUUUUCAAUAAUCUAAACUCUUUUUUAAUCUUGAGAUGAGGUCCUGUAGAUGAUUGUUGUAUUAGCAUUCGAAUAAAGAGCAAGCUAUACAUUCAGAUGUUACAAAAUAGCCCUAGAUUAAAUAUUAAACAUCUGUUUACAAUCUACUUGUAUAAUAAAUUACAGACAGCAUGAUUUUGACACGUUAAAUCCGUAGGUGCUACUUUAAAACAGCAUCAUCUAUACGGACCUAUAGUGAAGCUCAUCUUAUUAUGUGUUAUUUACUACGCAUUACGACAUAUUGUACUAUGAACCAUCCGUCCUUGAGAGAAAAUUUAAAGAUAAUGUUAUAAUUUUGAUAUUAUCAAGUAGGUAUGUUAUGAAUGAAUAACUUUGAUUCAUUGUUAGCAAAUAAAAUAGGCACCAUCGAUCGGUAUUAAAAAAUCGUGAAAUGUAAUAAGCUAUUCUAAAUAAAUUACCAAUA
Manduca sexta (tobacco hornworm) is the source of this 1675-nucleotide messenger RNA. RefSeq lists its product as uncharacterized. The record is from RefSeq and is a predicted model, not a curated record. NCBI's taxonomy places the organism in Eukaryota, Metazoa, Arthropoda, Insecta, Lepidoptera, Sphingidae. The coding region runs from base 206 to 1207 and encodes 333 amino acids. The transcript is spliced from 4 exons.